Parastagonospora nodorum SN15 is the source of this 1851-nucleotide messenger RNA. RefSeq lists its product as hypothetical. Gene Ontology annotation, molecular function: amino acid transmembrane transporter activity. Gene Ontology annotation, cellular component: vacuolar membrane. The transcript is spliced from 3 exons. Gene Ontology annotation, biological process: amino acid transmembrane transport. Lineage: Eukaryota; Fungi; Ascomycota; Dothideomycetes; Pleosporales; Phaeosphaeriaceae. Bases 1 to 1851 code for a protein of 616 amino acids. The record is from RefSeq and is a predicted model, not a curated record.
AUGGACAGGCAUGAUGUCGACCACGCCGCCGAUGGCACUCUUCCCAAGCAACAAACAACCGAUACCCACAGCGACAAGCCCUCCGCGAAACACGACCAACAUCUAUCCGCCAAACGCCCAAUGCUUCCCUUUGCAGCAGACGCCACACACGAUCCCGAAGACCCAUUGCGCAACUCGAACUUUGCCAACAGCGAAAAGUACGACUCACACUCCGACAGCGACACUCACGUAGGCGAUGUUUCCGACGUGCAAAAUGCUAGCAAGCGACCGAAUAAUGCAGAAACUACGGGACAGAAGAAGCUCACAACAUCACAAGCCGUCAUCAUCUUUGUAACGAAUGAAGUUGGUAUUGGUAUGCUGUCACUGCCAUCUGCCUUGAACGUGCUUGGCUUCUUCCCUGGCCUUCUGUGCAUCAUAGUCAUGGGCAUGUUGAGUCUGUACACCGCAUACAACCUGAUUCAAUACUGGCGAAAAUACCCUUACAUGCUCAACAUUGUCGACUACGGCCGGGUGCUCGGUGGACCCUGGGUCGAAGGCAUCUUUGCCGUCGGCUUUUUGAUCAACAUGGCGCUCAUCAGUGCCAGUGCAUUACUCACAUUAACCAUAGGAUUGAACACGAUUCAUUCAACUUGUACUGUUGUGUACACAGUCGUUGCCGCAAUCGCCAUGUGGGCCAUGUGCGUACCGCACAGCAUGCGCUUUGUCUCAUGGGCAUCAUGGCCCUGCACCGCCUCUAUCAUCGCCACUGUCCUUAUCGUCAUGAUCACACUCGGCGUCCAAGGACCACGAAACCCAGAGGCAUCGCUGAACCUCAAGGUCAUCGGUGACCCCACGUUCACGCAAGCUGUCUCUGCUUUCCUCAACAUUGCUUUUGCGUAUACCGGUAACCAAGCAUUUCCCACUGUGUUGGCUGAAAUGGAGAAUCCUUCCCGCGACUUCCCUCGAGCUGUCACAAUUGAGAAGUGCAUCACAACGACCAUUUACGUCAUCGUUGCAUCCGUCGUAUACGCGCUUUCGGGAGAGCAAGUCGCAUCUCCAGCCAUCGGCUCGCUUCAAACCACCAUGGCGAAGGUCUCGUAUGCCGUCUCAUUCAUCGGCCUUCUCGGCACCGGUCUCAUCUUUGGAAUGACAUCUGCGCGAUACCUCCAUGUCUUCUUCAUGCGCCACGUCAACAUCCUCAAAGGUGGCAAGACUGAGCGUCGCGCUUCGAUCGCUUCGGAUCCGACUCGUGGUCGCCGCUCCUCGAUUGUCGUGCCGGAGACCAGCAAGAAGACCGACUGGGCCGUCUGGAUCUUCUCCGUCACACUCUUCUGGGUCGUUGUCUGGAUCUUGGCCAACUCCAUUCCCGUCUUCAACAGUUUGCUCAACAUUUCUUCGUCGCUAUUACUCUCGUGGUUUACGUGGGGUAUCACCGUGUUGUUCUGGUUCCACCUCAACUGGAACGGCAAGUGGCGUAGCUCUGGAAAGAAACUUGCUACUGCGGUGUUCAAUGGUUUCAUCAUGAUUCUGGUCUUCUUCAUGAUGGUCCCGGGGAUGUACGCGAGUAUCGAUGCGCUGUUGGCGGUGUUUGCGGAUCCGAAUCAGCAGCGCGUAUCGAUCUGUGGUGAGGAGCUUCGAUCGUUCCUUGUCUCAUGGACUUAUCGCAGGACUCUCCGCCGUACCCACGCAUUGGCGCAACCUCUUUAUCGCGUCUUCUUUCUGCGCACGGAAUUCGCCCUCAGGGUCUUCGCAAACGUCAAUCUCCACCUCAACGUCCCGUAUAUCUUCACGUCGAGCCUCAUCUCCAAGCGCCCGAUGAUCGAGCCUUGUCGCCUCCUCGACCUCUUCCCUUACUUGAAUCUGUGCAGAUGA